This is a messenger RNA of Phycomyces blakesleeanus NRRL 1555(-), 1353 nucleotides long. RefSeq lists its product as hypothetical. The transcript has 4 exons. The record is from RefSeq and is a predicted model, not a curated record. Lineage: Eukaryota; Fungi; Mucoromycota; Mucoromycetes; Mucorales; Phycomycetaceae. Bases 7 to 1281 code for a protein of 424 amino acids.
AAAUAAAUGACAGUUCUUCCCCAAAACUACCUUAGAACACUUGAUUCUAUCCGUGAUCGAUGUGGUCAGGUCUAUGAGAAGGGUCAGAAAGACCAACUUGAUUUUUUUGAUGUGGAUGAUUCAAAACUACCCCAGAUUGUGGACCAUGUUGCCAGUCUUACUCAGAGACGUUUCCCUGAUUUGUCAAAGAUCCCCCCUCACUCACGUCUGCGUCACUUUGGUAUUAAUGAUGGUUUGGACCGUCUGCAGAACAUCCGCGAGACCCGCUGGAAGAAGCUCGACAAGAUUGAGAGUGCUAGACGUUUAAUUGAUUUGGUUAUUGCGUCCGUAUUGGUGGAUGCUGGUGCAGGUCAAACAUGGAAAUACAAGGCAAAGGAUGGAGAGUUAAUUGGUCGGUCCGAGGGAUUGGCCGUCGCGUCCUUUGAUAUGUUUGAAGAAGGCUACUUCUCGAGCUCCAAGGAAGUUCCUGAUCGUGUUGAUGUCGAAGGCCUUGCGCAGCUCUCAAUUGAACGCAUGACUCAGGGGUUCCAAGUAACUUCCGCAAAUACAAUGGUUGGUCUCGAAGGUCGCUCAAACCUUUUGAAGGGUUUGUCAAAAGUAUUGGAACAGCAAAAGAAGUUCUUUCCCACUGUUGACGGACAGCCUCGCCGCCCUGGAAACCUUGUAGACUACCUCUUAGCCAAUGUUGAGGAAGACGACAAUGGUAAGAAAUCGGUGUCAAUCGAAAAGCUCUGGGAAGUGAUCAUGAGCCUUGCCGAUGUGUGGCCAGCGCGUGUUACCAUUGAAGGUGUAAAAUUGGGUGAUGUGUGGCCAUGCAGCUGUCUGGAAGACAAGGGAAACUACGAAAACCUUGUUCCCUUCCACAAGCUCUCUCAGUGGCUUACAUAUUCUUUGGUGGAAGCAAUUGAAUCUUCGAUUGACCUUACUAUCAAGGGAACCGAGAAGAUGACAGGCUUACCUGAAUAUCGUAACGGUGGUCUUUUGGUGGACUAUGGGUUACUCAAACUUAAGCCAGCUCAGGUCAAGCGUGGUACAUCCGAAGGCCAGGAGCUUCCUACUUUUGAAGGCAGUGAUUCAUUAAUCGUUGAAUGGCGUGCCUUGACCGUAAUCUAUCUUGACAAGAUUCACAAAGCAGUCGAGAAGAAACUCGGACAAGACCUUGUUUUAGCUCAGGUAUUAGAGGGAGGAACCUGGACCGCAGGUCGUGAGAUUGCUGCUACCCUGAGACCAGAUACAGCUGGACCACCCAUUGUCAUGGAGAGCGAUGGAACCCUAUUUUAAAUAUAAUAAUAUAUACAUUUACACACACACGCACUGCAGUACAAAGGCAACAACAAUAAAUCUCUGUUUCAU